This is a messenger RNA of Lagenorhynchus albirostris (white-beaked dolphin), 4588 nucleotides long. RefSeq names its product M-phase phosphoprotein 9 (gene MPHOSPH9). Lineage: Eukaryota; Metazoa; Chordata; Mammalia; Artiodactyla; Delphinidae. Bases 1039 to 4455 code for a protein of 1138 amino acids. Gene Ontology annotation, cellular component: centriole. The transcript is spliced from 23 exons. The record is from RefSeq and is a predicted model, not a curated record.
CCGGUCGCGGGAAACAGGGGACGCGACUCGAAGACACCAAGUUAGCGGCCCCCUGAGUGUGCUGAUGUGUUAGGGCGGGGGAAAGACAACACUCCCUCGACGCAACCUCAGUGGAACGCGCGGCCGUGUGGGGGCUUUGCUCGCGGCAGUGCACCUUUUCUAGACUCUGCCCUUGAGUGACACCCGCGCGGCCCAAUCGCUGAGCGCCUCUUCCCGAGGGGCGGGGGGCUUGAGGGAUUUCUGUCUCUUUUUUUUUGACCAGCUUCCUGGGCUUAACUUUGAGAAUCACGAUUGUAGUUGUUGGACCGGUGGUUUUAACUACAGCUUCCCUGCUGCCUACAAUUUAGGCAACUGCGUGGGUUCUCCUCGCCUUCAUACUUUAACCCGAGAGCCGCCGCCAGCAGCUGCGGUCUGGCUGUGAGCGCGAGAACGUCAGGAUCUGGCCUCAAAACCUGAAAUCAUGCCUUCUUUCCCCCUCUCAGGCUCCCACCAAAGCAAAACGCCUGGUUAACUUUUAUAUUCUCAGCAGACCCCCAUCAGUCGUUCCUCUACCCCCUAACUCCCUUUUUCUGCUAGGAGCUGGGGCCAUCAAAAGCGUCAUAUUUUGUUGAUGGGAGAUAUAAAAGUCUCUGUUCUUAUACGCAUUCUCCAUCAGGUUCUUAAAAUUUUGCAUUGUAUAUCUUUUUUUUAAAUUUUAAUUCAUCCCCCACUCUCCCACCCAUUCCUCCCCACCCUCACGCUCUGCUGGGAAAGCAUCAUCGCAUUUCAAGAUCCAUCUGGAUCUACUGCAUCCGGAUUAACUCAACGGGGGAAAUUAUAGAUGGGGUUGCAGGCCGAUCCGCGUCCCUGGAGAGCUUGUGUUUUCCUGCUGGAAGAGCAAGACUCUCCUGGAACCUUCAGACAUUUCACAGUCUGAAUGUCAGCAGCUGAAAAUGCCUUUAGACGAUGAAGCAUCUGAAGAUGACUCAGAUUCAGUUUCUUCAAACAGUGCAAGAGCCUACAUUUUCCAGUGAGAGAGUGUAACAAUUUCUGUACGCUAUGGAAGAUUUUGACUUGGGGAAACCCUUACAAAAAGCUUCAUCUUCUAUAGAAUCUGAUAUAAAAAAUUCUCCCCAUUCUCUUGGACUGAACUUAAGUAAUAAUAGAAGUAGUCCCCACCUUAGUACAAAUGGGGUAUCCUCUUUCUCAGGGAAGACCAGACCAUCUGUAAUUCAAGGUACAGUUGAAGUCCUAACCUCUUUAAUGCAAGAGCUACACAACAGUGGAAAGACUGAUUCGGAACUUUGGAAAAACUGUGAGACCAGGUGGUUACAACUAUUCAAUUUGGUGGAAAAACAAUGCCAAGAGCAGAUAGUUGCCCAGCAGGAACAGUUCCACAACCAAAUUCAACGUAUACAGAAGGAGAUAAAAAAUUUAGUCAAGUUACAGACCAAUAAUGCUUCCUGGGCUUCCUGUGAUAGAAGUUCUUUAAGCAGACAAAUAUCUUCAGAAAGUCAAAUGGGUUUUUUUUCUGAAAACAGUGAGAGAAAUGAAUCUGUUAUCAGUUAUCCCAAGUCUAAAGAACCUGAAAUGCAGCGAGAAACAUCCAUGUCACAACCAGACUGCAACGUGGAUAGUAGCUCAGUGAGCAGUGGGUAUGGUACCUUUUGUGUCUCAGAACUAAAUACCUACAAACCUAAGGACGCUCAAGAGUUCAUGGAGCACGCAGAGGUUUCUAAAGGACAGUUUGGAGCACCGGUGGUGCAAAAGGAGUCACUUGUAGAUGGUGUGAAAAACCAGAGUUUUUAUAUACAUACAAAUGAAGAAUUUUGUGCAUCUUUAAAGGAAGAUACUCCCAUUUUUCCUGGUGAAUUUGAACACAGUUUUCUUGGUGAAAAUAAGAUUUCGGAAGUAUACAGUGGAAAAACAGAUAAUAAAUCUAUAACAUCAUGGGCUCAAAAGCUGAAGCAGAACCAACCAAAGAGAGCACAUAAAGAAGAGGGGUGUUCAAAACCUAUGCAAGGAAAUGAGCAAACCAGGAAAUCACCAAUUGAGAAAUCUGAUUUCACUGCUGCUACACAUUCUCGAGCUUUUUACCUCAACAAACCAGAUGAGAGCCCAAAUUGUUGGAUGUCUGAUUCAGGAACAGGACUGACUUACUGGAAACUGGAGGAGAAGGACACGUAUCACUCUCUGCCUGAGACUCCAGCCUCCUCCACGGAUAUAUCACCAAGCCAGGUACUGACUCUAGACCCAACGUUACACCUGAAGCCAAGUCAGCAGAUUUCAGGGAUUCAGCCACAUGGCUUUUUGAAUGCCCUUGAUGACAGAAUAUCCUUCUCACCGGACUCCGUUCUAGAACCUAGUAUGGCUAGUCACUCUGACAUAGACUCGUUUUCACAAGCAAGUCAUGUUACUUCUCAGUUAUCUGGAUUCCCAAGAUAUCCUUCAAGUACAAAAGUGUCUCCAGUGGACUCUUGGAAAAAUCAUGCAUUCCAAAAUGAAAGUAGGACCAGUUCCACGUUUCCUGCAGUAUAUGCUAUUGGUAGUAACGACAUCUCAGUCAACAGUGUAGAUGAAGAAAACACUGGCCUGGUACCUUUUGCCUCAGUCAGUCAGUCCCAGCUUCCAGGUACAGCCAGUGGUGUCCCAGAAUGCAUUUCACUGACUUCCCUGGAAGAUCCUGUGAUAUUGUCUAAGGUUAGGCAGAACCUGAAGGAAAAGCAUGCUCGACACAUCGCAGAUCUUCGAGCUUAUUAUGAGUCAGAAAUAAAUAGUUUGAAACAGAAACUGGAGGCAAAAGAAAUUCCUGCAGUUGAAGAUUGGAAGAAAACCAAUCAAAUUCUUGUAGACAGAUGUGGCCAGUUAGAUAGUGCUCUGAAUGAAGCUACUAGUCGUGUGAGAACACUUGAAAACAAGAAUAACUUGCUGGAAAGAGAAGUGAGUGAUCUUAGAGAACGCUUCAGUGCAGCCAGCAGUGCCUCCAAAAUUUUGCAGGAACGAAUUGAGGAAAUGAGAACAAGUAAUAAAGAAAAGGACAAUACCAUCCUUCGACUGAAAUCUAGACUUCAGGAUUUAGAAGAGGCAUUUGAGAAUGCUUACAAACUCUCAGAUGAUAAAGAAGCAAGACUAAAACAAGAAAAUAAAAUGUUUCAAGAUCUUUUAGGAGAGUAUGAGUCCCUUGGAAAAGAACACGAAAGAGUAAAGGAUACAUUAAAUAAAACUGAGAACAAAUUGCUUGACGCACACACUCAGAUUUCUGAUUUGAAAAGAACAAUUUCAAAACUUGAAGCUCAGGUCAAGCAAGUAGAGCAUGAAAAUAUGUUAAGUCUUCGUCAUAAUUCUAAAACUCCUAUGAGACCCUCACGUGCCAACACGCUGGCGAGCUCCGACGUCAGCCGGCGGAAGUGGCUGAUCCCGGGAGCAGAGCAUUCCAUCUUCACUGGGCAGCCUCUGGACACGCGGGACAGCAAGGCAGACAGCCAGCCGGAGGACACCUGCCUUGCUGGGUACCAUUCUCCUCUGGAAAAGGAUCCUUCACCUGGAAGUUCACCAACAAGUUUAUUGAUAAAAAAACAAAGAGACACUUCAGACACACCAAUCAUGAAAGCUUUGAAAGAACUUGAUGAAGAAAAAGUAUUUAAAAAUUGGGGCACACAGACGGAGAAAGAGGAUACCUCAAAUAAAUUAGUGACUCCUCGGCUAACUGACACUUCAGUCAAUGCAAGCCGGUCCCCAGAGAAAGGUGCCCAGCAAAGACAAAAGAGAUUUAAUUCUGCUUCACAGAGAUCGUCAUCUUUACCACCUUCAAAUCGUAAAUCAAGUACUCCAACAAAAAGAGAGAUUAUGUUAACACCAGUGACUGUGGCUUAUAGUCCAAAGCGAUCCCCUAAAGAAAAUUUGUCCCCAGGAUUUAGUCAUCUACUUAGCAAAAAUGAAAGCAGCCCGAUUCGAUUUGAUAUACUUUUGGAUGAUUUAGAUACUGUUCCUGUGUCUACAGUACAACGUCCCAAUCCAAGGAAACAACUCCAGUUUCUUCCUCUAGAUGACUCAGAAGAAAAAAAAUACUCAGAAAAAACCACUGACAUCCAUGUUAAUCAUAGCUCUUCCCCCGAACCGUUGCCAAGUGGAGUGAAGAAAGUCUCUGUGAGAUCAGCCUGGGAGAAGAAUAAAUCAGUUAGCUAUGAACAGUGUAAGCCUGCCUACGUACCACCACAGGGUAAUGAUUUUGAGUAUACAGCAAAAAUUAGGACCCUAGCUGAAACGGAACGGUUUUUUGAUGAACUUACAAAAGAAAAAGACCAGAUUGAGGCAGCACUAAGCCGAAUGCCUUCUACUGGAGGACGAAUCACUCUGCAGACAAGAUUGAAUCAGGAAGCCUUGGAAGAUCGCUUGGAGAAGAUAAAUCGAGAGCUGGGUUCAGUUCGUAUGACAUUAAAGAAAUUUCAUGUUUUGCGCACCUCUGCAAAUCUUUGAGAUUUGUAGCCGUUAAAUGUUGAGGCAGUUUUGUUUGCACUAAUGUGUAAUUAUGCACUCAGAAAAGGCAAACUAUUUUGUACUGUUUAUAAGCUUUCACUCAGUAGUUUUACAAUCAUGCUCUUCUUUACAC